AUGCUGGCGCCGCUCGGACACGAGAGGCCCCUCUUCGGGAGACGGCGGCUGAGCCCCCCUCCCACGGCGCAGGCGAUCCUCUUUGGCCACACCUUCUUCGAGCAGUCGCCGAGUAAGACCGUCCUCUGCGCGAUGCCAAAGGACGGCGCGCCCGCAUGCAGCUGCUGCCGAAGCCUCCCGUCGCUGGCGGCGAAGGACUCGGCGCUGCGAGAGAAAGCCCGCGCGGGCGGCUUUGUGCUCGAGUCGUCCAAUCAGCACCGCAUCCGCGUUGACGGCCACUUUUCCGCCAUGGAGGGUUGCAACGACUACCAGCGCUUCUGGGACCGUCGAUAG
Molecule: messenger RNA, 333 nt
Organism: Emiliania huxleyi CCMP1516
Lineage: Eukaryota; Haptophyta; Isochrysidales; Noelaerhabdaceae
Exons: 2
Coding region: 1-333 (110 amino acids)
Source: RefSeq, a predicted model, not a curated record